Molecule: messenger RNA, 3937 nt
Organism: Paramuricea clavata
Lineage: Eukaryota; Metazoa; Cnidaria; Anthozoa; Malacalcyonacea; Plexauridae
Source: the annotation of a GenBank genome assembly
AUGGAUAGCUUUCACAAGCCGAGUGCUUUAAGUUUUGACGGAAAUACAUCAGAAAAUUGGAGACGAUUUAAGCAGCAGUUUCAGAUAUAUUUAGUCGCGUCGGGAAGCGAAGACAAAGACGACCCGAUUAAAAUAGCCAUAUUGUUAAAUUUUGCCGGCGAAGAUGCUAUAGAAGUUUUCAAUACUUUCGAGUUUUCUGCUGGCGAUGAUAAGAAAUUGGAUAAGGUUAUCGAACAGUUUGAAAGGUAUUGUAACCCCAGAAAAAAUGUAGUCUUCGAGAGAUACCAGUUCUGGAAAAUUACGCAGAGAGAUUCAGAGACGGUUGACCAAUUUGUCACAAGAUUAAAGAACAAAGUAAAAUCGUGCGAAUAUACAUCGGUUGACGAUAUGGUAAGGGACAAGUUUGUGUUUAGUAUACAAGACUUAACUGUGAAAGAAAGAUUGUUAAGAGAAGAGAAACUUACACUGGAAAAAGCUAUAAGUAUGGCUAGAGCAGCCGAAGCGUCGAAGGAACAGAUUAAAGUCAUGAAUGCUAGGGCGCAGUCGAGCGAAGCAAAUCAGUCGGUAAAUGUUCUUCGAUAUGACGCCAAUCAAGGAAAAGGGCAGAUAGGUAGCCGCCGUGAAAAAAGUCAAAGAAAAGUGUGGAUUCUGUGGUAUGGUUCACGCAUUAAGAUCUUGCCCGGCAUUCGGCAAAACAUGCAACUAUUGUAAGAAGACAGGACAUUUUGAGCGUGUGUGUCGAGCGAAGCAACGACAACGUGACUCUAGACCGAGAGAAGUGAAUGUCUUGGGGGAAUUCGAAGACGGCGAAGUUAGCGAGGAUGAUUUAUUGACAUUUUCAGUAGAGUCAAAUAACGAGGGCAGCUCAAAGAAUGACUGGCAUGUCCAGCUUAAGUUUGGAAAAACGGAUUUGAAUUUCAAAUUAGAUACGGGGGCAGAUUGUAAUGUGAUUUCGCAAUCGUCGUUUGAGCAAUUGUCACUAACAAAUACAAGAAUUUUCAAAAAUAAGAGCAAGUUGAAGAUGUUCGAUGGCCGUAAGAUAACUCCGAAAGGAAAAGUCAGCUUAGAGUGCGAGUAUAAAGGCAAAUUUACCGUGUUAGACUUUGUACUAGUUGAACAAGAUCUACCAUCGAUUUUAGGAUUAAAAUCCUGUCUAGAACUCGGGUUGGUAAAGCGAGUUUAUAGCUUGGAAGUGGACCCACCGAAGAUCGAAACAGAAUUCAGUGACGUUUUCGAAGGUCUGGGAGAGAUUAAAGAUGUUCAGUACCAGAUUAAGAUCGAUCCGGUGUCCAUUCCAGUGGUGCAUCCUCCUCGAAGAGUUCCUAUGGCCCUCCGAAAGCCACUAGAAGAAGAGUUGCGUCGAAUGGAGAAGUUGGGGGUUAUUGAGAAAAAGAAUGAACCCACCGCUUGGGUACAUAGUUUAGUCAUCGCCAGAAAAGCAAAUAAUAAAAUUCGAGUCUGCAUGGAUCCUAGCGAUUUAAAUAAAGUGGUUAUGCGAGAGCAUUUUCCUAUGCAGACCGUUGAAGAAGUUGUCAGCAGAAUGCCCAAUGCCAAAGUGUUUAGUGUUCUUGAUGCCAACCAUGGUUUCUGGCAGGUGAAAUUGGCCAAUGAAAGCAGUAACUUAGCCACGUUUAAUACUCCAUUUGGAAGGUAUAGUUAUAAACGAUUACCGUUUGGAAUAGCUUCUGCUCCGGAAGUAUUUCAGAGUAUUAUGUCGAAUAUGUUUUCAGAUAUAGAAGGAGUCGAAGUUAUCGUGGACGAUUUGGUGGUCUGGGGAGAAGACGUGACGAAACAUGACGAACGACUUCGUUUGGUCUUAGAACGCUGUCGAGAUAAAAACCUUAAGUUGAAUCCAGAGAAGUGUCGAUUUCGUGUCCCCGAAGUAAGUUAUGUUGGCCAUGUUUUGAGUUCAGAUGGACUGAAACCAGACCCCCGGAAAAUUGAAGUGAUUAAGGAGAUGCCGCAGCCUACAAAUUGCGAAGAGUUGAAGAGAUUUUUGGGCAUUGUUACGUAUGUUGCCAAGUUCAUUCCAAAUAUGGCACAGAUAACAGCUCCACUACGUCAGUUGCUGGAGAAAAAUGUCGAAUGGGUUUGGGAUCAAGAGCAAAGACAAGCGUUUACAACUUUAAAGGCAGCGAUUGUCGAUCCACCAGUCCUCAAAUUCUUUGAUCAGAAACAAUCCGUGUGCUUGUCGGUUGAUGCCAGCUCGAAAGGUAUGGGUGCAGUGCUUCUUCAAAAUGAUCGUCCAGUAGCGUAUGCGUCGAAAGCGUUAACUUCAUGUCAGCAGAACUACUCACAGAUUGAAAAAGAAAUGCUUGCAAUAGUUUAUGGUUGUGAGCAUUUCCAUCAAUACCUAUACGGGCAACGCGAAGUAAUCGUGGAAAGUGACCAUAAACCGUUAGAAGCAAUACUAAAGAAAUCCAUCCAUCAAGCUCCGCUUAGAUUGCAGAGAAUGAUACUUAGACUUAAACCUUAUGCGAUUAAAGUGAAAUAUACGCCUGGGAGUCAGUUGUUGAUAGCAGAUGCUCUUUCUAGAUCACAGAUGUCUGCACAGAUAAACGAUCCAUCAGAUGAAUUUGAAGUCAAUGUUCUGGAAUCGGGUCAGAUGUCUGAGACUAUGUUUGAGAAGUUGGUUGAGGAGACCAAGAAGGAUGCUGAACUUCAGCAGUUGCACAGAGUAGUCAUGGAUGGUUGGCCACAGACAAAGCCUGAAACGCCCUUAGAAAUUCGACCUUAUUGGAGUUACAGAGAUGAAAUAAGCGGUUAUGAUGGCUUGAUGUUUAAAGGAGAUCGUGUAAUUGUUCCACAUGUUCUUAGACCAGAAAUGCUGGAUCGGAUACAUGCAGCUCAUUUGGGAAUCGAGAAGUGUAAAGCACGGGCGAGAGGUUCAGUGUUCUGGCCUGGAAUGAAUAGUGCAAUUGAUGAAAUGGUGUCAGAAUGCAGAACAUGUUUACAAUUUCAGCGAAGGAAUCAGAGGGAGCCGUUGAUGCCGCAGGAAAUUCCAGAGAGGCCGUGGUCAACCGUUGCAGCGGACAUAUUUUAUUAUAAAGGAAGAGACUAUUUAUUGGUAGUCGAUUAUUUCUCGAAGUAUCCUGAAGUAACAAGGAUAAAUCACAAGAAUAGUGAAGCCGUCAUCUUGGCAAUGAAAGAAAUGUUUGCCCGUCAUGGCAUUCCAGAAAAAAUUAUAGCUGAUAAUAUGCCUUUCAACAGCCUUAGAUUUAGAGACUUUGCUAGAGAGUGGGAAAUUGAGGUGGUGACAAGCAGCCCACACUAUCCGCGUUCAAAUGGGCUCGUGGAAAGAAACGUUCAGACAAUUAAGCGUCUGUUGAAAAAAUCAAAUGAUUCGAAACAAGAUGCAUUUUUAGCCUUGUUGGAGUUCCGUAAUUCUCCAAUUAGUGGUAUGGAACAAUCGCCUGCAGAACUGUUGAUGAGUAGAAAAUUGAGAGCUAAGUUACCAAUUCCUAAGCAUCUUCUUAAACCUAAGUCACAGCCAAUCAACGAUGUUCGCCAGAGAUUGAGAGUACGUCAGUUGCGUCAGAAAGCAGCAUAUGAUCAGGGAACGAAACAGUUAUCCAGUUUACAACCAAACGAGUCGGUGAGGAUUCGACAGGGAGGCGUAUGGAAUCCAGCCGUGGUCGUUGAACAACAUAAAUCACCUCGUUCGUACAUUGUGGCAACUUCAAAUGGAACUCAGUUACGCAGAAAUCGCCAGCAUCUAAUGCCAACUAACGAACCACAAAUGAUUAUUACACCACCAAUGGAACCUGUCGGCGAAGAAGAACGUUGUUCAGGUAUAGCUCCGAGUACCGUACGUUCACCAGUUCGUUCUCCAGUUAUAUUCCCGAGUACAGAAAUAAAGGAAGAACACGUACGAACACCAUUGAGAAGAAGUACAAGAGUUCGAAGGGCACCUUCCCGAUUGAUUGAGAACAUCUAG